Bufo bufo (common toad) is the source of this 617-nucleotide messenger RNA. RefSeq names its product male-enhanced antigen 1 (gene MEA1). Bases 89 to 526 code for a protein of 145 amino acids. The transcript has 4 exons. The record is from RefSeq and is a predicted model, not a curated record. Lineage: Eukaryota; Metazoa; Chordata; Amphibia; Anura; Bufonidae. Gene Ontology annotation, biological process: spermatogenesis.
UCCGCCGGAAGUGUCCGUCCUCUAAUCCCGCACUUUGCCGGAACUGCUGGUGACGGCUGCUGUGGUUGUGUCUCCUGCGGAUCUCAGAAUGGGCCCAGAGAGAAUCUUGCCCAACCAAAGUGAGGAUCUCAGAGAACCACAGGAGCCCCCAAUAGAGUGGAGUGGUGGGGAGGAAGAAGAAGAUGAAGAAGAGCAAAGUGGAUACCAGUACCAACCACUUACCCAAGAUCCAGAAGAUGGAGUUCAAACUGAAAAUGAUCUGCAAGAGAGACUACAGGCCAUGAGACUGCAGCUUCCUGACCCCCCGGUGGACAGCGAGGAUGAGGAUGACGGUCUAGCCGCACAGAACUCCAUUCCAAUGGACGCAGAUCACGUGGAGCUGGUGAAGAGGACCAUGGCAGGGGUGAAGCUUCCGACUCUUUCGGUUCCUGUUUGGGCCCAGCAGCUUUCCGAUGCAGACUGGGAGCACCUGGUUCAUCAGACCAUUGAGUCGCGAUCUGCGAUGUCACCACCCAGCAAGAAAUGAGCUGUGGAUCUGGACUAUAUACAUAGUGUAUGUGUGUGUGUAUACUGUCUGUAUUGUCUCCAUGUAAAUACAUUGUGAUGCUGCACCCUGA